GACUGUAAUGGAGCUGCUGACUCUAUUUUCAAUUUUUUCCACAUCAUCGUUCAGAUGGAUACCCGAAGAAAACGGACGACACAGUUAGACGAAUAAAGGAUUUGGAGGCGAGUCCACUGGGUAAAUCACGGUGUAAGCACAAACUUUCGGUCUUUCAGACGGAAAAGAACUUUUUUUGUCUGAGACAGUAGAAGCGAAGGGCGGCGGGGACAGUUCCCAAGUAAAAGGCAGUCAUGGAAGAUUUUGGUUCGGCACUGGAGAAAAAUGUGGCGGAUUUAACGGUAAUGGACGUGUAUGAUAUUGCCGCAGUAGUGGGGCAAGAAUUCGAGCGUAUAAUUGAUCAAUAUGGCUGCGAAGCGUUGGCGCGGCUUAUGCCCAAAGUUGUCCGGGUACUCGAGAUCCUCGAGGUCUUGGUCAGCCGAAACAGCAUCAGCCCCGAAACCGAGGAGCUGCGGCUCGAGCUGGACAAACUCAGGCUCGAGCGAAUAGAUCGACUGGAAAAAGAAAAGAAACAUAAAAAGGAGUUGGAGUUAGUGGAGGAUGUAUGGAGAGGAGAGGCUCAAGAUUUGUUGUCCCAGAUUGCUCAGCUCCAGGAGGAAAACAAGGCCCUCCUUACCAACCUGUCAGUCAAAGACUCUCCAAUGACAGAGGAGGAGCUGCAAAGACAGGAAGGCAUGUCAGAGAGGGAGAGGCAAGUGAUGAAGAAACUGAAGGAGGUGGUGGAUAAGCAAAGAGACGAGAUCCGCGCUAGGGACCGGGAGCUAACGCUCAAGAACGAAGACGUUGAGGCACUCCAGCAGCAGCAGAACCGCCUGAUGAAGAUCAACCACGACCUGAGGCAUAAGAUCACCGUGGUGGAGGCUCAGGGCAAAGCUCUCAUCGAACAGAAGGUGGAGCUGGAGGCUUUCGCCCAGGCGCAGCAGCAGGAGCUGGGGAACCUACGGCAGGAGCUGAGUCGGAUGAGGGAGCGCCUCCAAGGGGAGCAGACCGUUCCGGAGCAGGAGGAGCCGGCCCAGCCCCCGUCGCCGGCGCAGGCGCUAUGCGAAGAGGACAUGGCUGGCCUGGACCCGAAAGACCCCAACCGACCCCGGUUCACUCUCCAGGAAUUACGAGACGUCUUGCAUGAAAGGAAUGAACUGAAAGCAAAAGUCUUCAUGCUCCAAGAGGAAAUUGCUUAUUAUAAAAGUGAAGAACAGGAGGAUGAGCUGGCCCCGCCCACUCCUGACCUCUCGUCCACCAUGAGGCCCAACCCGCGUCCCAGCACCCAGCCCGAAUCUGGCAUUAAACGACUGUUUAACUUCUUCUCCAGGGACAAACGCCGCGGUUCCCAGAGGACGGGCAGGCCCGGUGAGAGUCUGUGGACGGGCAAGGAUGACGUGUACACAGAGCAGGCCCAGGAAGCUCUGCAGCACAUGUAAAAAAGCCCCCCGGACGGCAUCCAGCACAAAUGCCCCCUAACCUGCACCACACCCCACCAUCGACACACAUCAUACUUAACACUCCUAUUAGUCUCAUCUUGCACAGCCUGGAUUUAAAAAAAACAAAC
Chanos chanos (milkfish) is the source of this 1546-nucleotide messenger RNA. RefSeq names its product Rab interacting lysosomal protein-like 1 (gene rilpl1). The transcript has 7 exons. The coding region runs from base 234 to 1418 and encodes 394 amino acids. Gene Ontology annotation, molecular function: dynein light intermediate chain binding; protein dimerization activity; small GTPase binding. The record is from RefSeq and is a predicted model, not a curated record. Gene Ontology annotation, cellular component: ciliary basal body; cytoplasm. Gene Ontology annotation, biological process: cilium assembly. Lineage: Eukaryota; Metazoa; Chordata; Actinopteri; Gonorynchiformes; Chanidae.